Messenger RNA from Stegastes partitus (bicolor damselfish), 2045 nucleotides. Its product is annotated as protein FAM102B-like. The transcript is spliced from 11 exons. Bases 122 to 1234 code for a protein of 370 amino acids. The record is from RefSeq and is a predicted model, not a curated record. NCBI's taxonomy places the organism in Eukaryota, Metazoa, Chordata, Actinopteri, Pomacentridae.
AGCAGCAGCAGCAGCGGCGGCGGUACAACAGCUGAGAGAGCAGCAGUGACAGCAGAGAAAGCGUCCAGCUGUCUGUCAGCCAGGACCCGCCGUGUUCCCCCCUCACACAACUUUUAGGACCAUGUCGUUCAUUCUUAUGAAGAAAAAGAGAUUCAAAUUCAGAGUAGACUUCGACUUGGAGGAGUUGUCGUCGGUUCCCUUCGUGAACGGAGUGUUAUUUUGCAAAGUGAGGCUCGUAGAUGGAGGCUUUGCCGAGGAGUCGACUCGGGAGAACGUCCAAGCCAACUGUGUACGCUGGAAGAAGAGAUUCUCUUUCAUGUGUAAGAUGAGUGCCAACGCUGGGACAGGUGUGCUGGACCCCUGUUUGUGCCGAGUGUCUGUGCGCAAGGAAUUAAAGGGUGGAAAGACUUUUGCAAAGCUGGGCUUUGCUGACUUGAACCUGUCAGAGUUUGCUGGGUCUGGCAGCACUGUACGACGGUGUCUCCUCGAGGGAUAUGACACAAAGAACACCAGACAGGACAACUCAAUUCUCAAGGUUGUCAUCACCACACAACUUAUGUCUGGAGACCCCUGCUUUAAAACUCCCCCAUCUACAGCCAUGACUCUGGGAAUCCCACAAACUGAAGCAGAGUGUCUCCAUGAGGACAGGAAAGGAGGGGACAUCUACAUAACCCAUUCACUCACUCAGCAUCCAGGAAAGUCAGUAUCAGUCCCAGAGGAGCUGAUAGCGUACGGUCACUCCAGAACAUCCAGCUAUGCAAGUCAGCUGUCAAAAAUUUCAGGUUACAGCUCGAAUCACUCCAGUUUAACAGAUCUGAGCCAUCGGCGGAGCGGGUCAGGAGGUUCUGCUUCUACAGGCAUCGGCAGCAUCCUUGAACCCAGCGAUCAGCAUGGUGAGAGAGGAGAGAAGGAGUUUAGGAGCACUCCCCCAGUCUCUGCAAUCUGCCAUCAUGCAUCUGAAAACCCCUCCACCCCCACCAAGGUUCUAAGACACCCAGUAAAGCAGAACUCAGUGGAAAAUCAGCUGAAAAGAGUUGAUGCCACCAGGGUGGAUGCAGAUGAUAUAAUAGAGAAAAUCCUGCAGAGCCAGGAUUUCAGCCAUGGCUUCUUGGACUCCAGUGCAGAGGAGGAGGGGCUCAGCUUGUUUGUGGGUCCUGGUGGGAGUACAGCCUUGGGAAGCCAGCACACAAGGGUCGCAACUGGAGCCUUUGAGCAGGUGGUGAUCAAGCGCUAGGCUACGGGAAGCAUGUGUCUGUCACAAAGGGUGCCGUAUUACACUGAUGCAAGGGCCACAAGUCUGAACAGUGGAUGUGCCGUCGGAACUUGCUCCCAUUUCACUCCAGGAGAUUUAGUUUCUCUUAUGCAAUCCCCUCCCCGCCUGACUUACAGCUUCUUGUUGGCCUGGGCAGCCCUCUAGUGUUCAAGAAGUGGAGCUGAACGCCAAGUGACCGAAACACUUUGUCAGCGAAGACAACUGGUGUAAUGACGUUUCUGUUGGUCUCCUUCAGCUGUGUGAAAAUAGUAAGACAUGGGAUUCCCACUGUCUGCUCAGCCCUCUUUUGAGCUGCAAGGACUGAAUCCUGUUUUUUGUGUUUUUUUUCAAAAGCAGAUAAAAGUGUCUAUCCACCCACUACGGUAUGAAUGUGAUUUUGUUUCACUGUUAGUAACAAAAAGCCAAAAAUAUCUGUACUGUAAGAACCUUCUGUUGCUAUGAUUUGUAAGGAGCUGAACCUUAUUACGAACACCUCCGUUCACCUGGUUGUGAAGGAGGAGGACUGCAUUUAAAAGUUUGUACAUUUUGCUCUGUCAGUAUAUCUAUUGUGUGUAUGAGUGCAUGUGUGUAUGCUGUUUGCAGAUGAAAAAGUAAUUAACUUAUUUUUACCACAGAUUUUGUAAACGUGCCAAAGUGUAUAAUAGCUGUACAAUGUAUAUUUGCUGCCACUUAAGGAGUCGUGUCUAUAGUACACUACGUUCCAUGCAUUGAUAUUUAUUUGUAUUCAUGGCCAAAUUUUUAAAUAAAAAAAAACAUCCACUUUGGACGACUA